Ornithorhynchus anatinus (platypus) is the source of this 921-nucleotide messenger RNA. RefSeq names its product ADP ribosylation factor like GTPase 2 (gene ARL2). The record is from RefSeq and is a predicted model, not a curated record. Gene Ontology annotation, cellular component: cytoplasm; microtubule cytoskeleton. Gene Ontology annotation, biological process: protein folding. The transcript has 5 exons. Lineage: Eukaryota; Metazoa; Chordata; Mammalia; Monotremata; Ornithorhynchidae. The coding region runs from base 28 to 582 and encodes 184 amino acids. Gene Ontology annotation, molecular function: GTP binding; GTPase activity.
GAGGGGGGGGGGGGGGGGAGACGGACGAUGGGGCUCCUGACCAUCCUGAAGAAGAUGAAGCAGAAGGAGAGGGAGCUGCGGCUCCUCAUCCUGGGCCUGGACAACGCCGGGAAGACCACCAUCCUCAAGAAAUUCAACGGGGAGGACAUCGACACCAUCUCGCCCACCUUGGGCUUCAACAUCAAGACCCUGGAGCACCGGGGGUUCAAGCUGAACAUCUGGGACGUGGGCGGGCAGAAGUCCCUGCGGUCCUACUGGAGAAACUACUUCGAGAGCACGGACGGCCUCAUCUGGGUGGUGGACAGCGCCGACCGCCAGCGCAUGCGGGACUGCCGGCGGGAGCUGGAGAACCUCCUGGUGGAGGAGCGCCUGGCCGGGGCCACCCUCCUGAUCUUCGCCAACAAGCAGGACCUGCCCGGAGCCCUGUCUUCCAGCGCCAUCCGAGAGACCCUGGAGCUGGACUGCAUCCGCAGUCACCACUGGUGCAUCCAGGGCUGCAGCGCCGUGACCGGCGACAACUUGCUGCCGGGCAUCGACUGGCUCCUGGACGACAUUUCCAGCCGCGUCUUCACGGCCGACUGAGCCGCCCGCCCAAGCUCCGGACCCUGGCCCGGCGGCCCCGACCGAGCCCCCCGAGCUCCCCCGGGGGGACCCCUCCGGGCCGGACUCCGGCCGGACCUCUUCCCCCGGGCCCUCCUCUCUCUGCACCCCAUAGCCGGCCCUGCUGCUGCUGCUCACCUCUGGUUCAACGGGAGAGGACCCCCUGUCCCCCUCCCCCCGGCUGCUCAGAGGAAGCCCCGUCCCCCCCCCCGUCCCGCGGCCCCUUGGGGGACGGCGUGGGGGAAACUGAGGUUCUGCUCCUCCGUGGUCUGGGGGCGUUCCUCCCUCUGCUCAGCUGAAACAAUAAAGCACUGAACCCAU